GAUGGCAAUAUGUGGAAGGAUUAAACAUUAUCAUGCACCCAGUCAUCACAUGCGACCCAAAUGUCACCCUUAAGCCCUAAAAUACGAGCAAAAUCAGUGGUGACCGUGCGCAAAAAUGACCGAUUUUCCAAGAAAUAUAAGAGACGCGUAAAAAUCCUCCGCUCGCCGUUGGUCCUUCCCAGUCGUAACCACACACAUUAACCACAAUGAAAGCGGGCUAUGGGAAGGGAACAGAACAGCGUGUUUGCUGGUAAUUAGAUCAGAAGGUACACUCAGUGCACUGGGGUUGGUGUUUUUACGCAGAGAAAAAUACCUUUGAUCGUCUUUUGUAUCCAGAAAAAUGACAUUUAUCUCAGCACGAACACAGAUUUAAAGCAAAGUUGAGCCACUGCAAAUAAAUAUUAAAGUUGUCACUGAUCGGCAACAGUCUAACCAAUUAAAUCUGCUCAAAAGGUAGAGUUGGCCACCUACGACAAUCCAUUUUAACCUACUUUCCCAUUGAGCAUAUUAAUGGCAUGGCACUGCAACCCACCAUAUGGUCUAACCUUGCCCUCACCAGAUUGACCACUGCUCCUCUCUCUCUCUCCUUCCCUGUCUCACGCUACUCUCUCUCCCCCCCUCCUCCUCCUCCUUCAUCCCAAAGCUGUCAUCCUGAGCGCUGCUGAGACGACGGACGGCUCAAUCCCUAAACGCCCGGAUGAGAGCAGCAGCAGGCGACGUUCAGGGCAACAUGGUCGCAUGAAGUCGAAGCGCAGACGGGGAGGGACAACCACCGUUCCUGAAGGAGGGGAAGCGAGCGACACGGCCACUGCUGGAAUCUGACAUUUUUCCCUUUCGACGCAGCCCACGUAGAAACGGUUCUGGGAGAAUACAGGCGGAGAUCUAGAGGCGUGGAGGCGAAGAGGAACGGCACAUUUCACCCCCCUCCUUCUUCACGGUGUCCUAUUUCGUCGGUGAAGGAACGUGCAGACAGGCUGUCUCACACUAAGCUAUGGAAUGCUCUCUGCUCCCACCAUCACUAGUCUCCAAUCUUUGGACUGAGCUCCAAACGCUUAGUUAGCGGCUGUGCUUCUCCCCUCGAACUCUUUAUAACCAGGGGACGAAGAAAAACAAAAGGAGCGGGCUUCUCAAGUCCUCCUCUGCAAACGCACAGAGCACUUGUUUUUGUUUCUUUUUAGAAUAUUUAAGGUAGAUUUUUUCUUUUUCUCUGCUUGGAUUUUUGUCGUGGAGAAAUCACAUCAAGAUGGAUCUGGAGUCGUAUCUGUGGAUGGUCAUUAUUGGCUUCAUCAUUGCCUUCAUCCUGGCGUUUUCGGUCGGAGCCAAUGACGUGGCCAACUCGUUCGGCACGGCGGUGGGGUCCGGCGUGGUCACCCUGAAGCAGGCCUGCAUCCUGGCGUCCAUCUUCGAGACGCUGGGGUCGAUGCUGCUCGGGGCCAAAGUGGGGGAGACGAUUCGGAAGGGCAUCAUAGACGUCAACCUCUACAACGAGACGGUGCCCGUCCUCAUGGCAGGCGAGGUCAGCGCCAUGGUUGGGUCAGCGGUCUGGCAGCUAAUCGCCUCCUUCCUCAAACUGCCCAUCUCCGGGACUCACUGCAUUGUUGGUGCUACCAUCGGCUUCUCCAUGGUUGCCAUUGGCACAAAGGGCGUACAGUGGAUGCAGCUUGUUAAGAUCGUGGCAUCAUGGUUCAUCUCCCCCCUGCUCUCUGGACUCAUGUCUGGACUCCUCUUCAUGCUCAUCAGACACUUCAUCCUCAACAAGGAUGACUCCGUCCCGAACGGCCUGCGAGCGCUGCCCCUCUUCUACGCCUCCACCAUUGGGAUCAACACAUUCUCCAUCAUGUACACUGGAGCCCCGUUGCUCGGGUUAGAGAUGCUACCGGUGUGGGCCAUCUUUCUCAUCACUUUAGCCGGGUCGCUGGUGUGUGCAGCUCUGGUCUGGUUCUUUGUCUGUCCUUGGAUGAGGAGAAAAAUAGCAAGUCGUUUAAAGAAGGAACAGGCUCUGUCAAGGAUUUCUGAUGAGAGCUUGGACAAGAUCCCUGAAGAAGAGGAGGAGAGCCCCGUCUUUAAAGAGCUGCCGGGGGCCAAAGGGACAGACGAGGCUGUGCUGCCGCUCACCGGAGGCAGCAGCGAGCGAAGCACCCGAGACUCCAGCGGAGAGCUCACCAACCUGGCCAAUGGAGGCACCGUCCUGCCAAAUGGCAGGGUGUAUGGUCGGACCCACUCGAUGACCAACGGCUGCCUCAAGUCACCCAUCUCUAACGGCAGCUUCAGCUUCGACGGCCACAUGCGCAGCGACGGCCAGGUGUACCACACCGUGCACAAAGACUCGGGUCUGUACAAAGACCUGCUCCACAAAAUCCACCUGGGCCGCAUGGACGACAGCGACCGCUCGGGCUCCAACGCCGGCCCCCCGGACAACAACUACCGCCUGCUGCGCCGCAACAACAGCUACACCUGCUACACGGCGGCGAUAUGCGGCAUGCCGGUCCAGCCGCUCAUGCGCCAGGAAUCCCGGGAGGACAGUGAAAAGCUGGUGGGCGAAGGAGGCGGCAGAAGCAACAGCGUGUCUUACUCCAAGAAGAGGGUACGCUACGACAGCUACUCGUCGUACUGCAACGCCGUGGCCGAGGCUGAGAUCGAGGCGGAGGAGGGCGGCGUGGAGAUGAAGCUGGCCACGGAGCUGGAGGGGGUGGACGAAGACGGAGCUCCGGCACCGGUACCUCUGGACGACCUGGCAGAAGAAGAUCACGAGGAGAAGGACAAGCCCGAGGUGUUUCUGCUCUUCCACUUCCUGCAGAUCCUCACCGCCUGCUUCGGCUCCUUCGCUCACGGAGGCAACGAUGUCAGUAAUGCCAUCGGGCCCUUGGUGGCACUGUGGAUGAUUUACGACCAGGGAGGCGUGAUGCAGGACGCCGCCACUCCUAUCUGGCUGCUGUUUUACGGAGGCAUAGGCAUCUGCGCCGGCCUGUGGGUUUGGGGCCGUCGGGUCAUCCAGACGAUGGGGAAGGACCUGACUCCCAUCACCCCCUCAAGCGGAUUUUGCAUUGAAGUAAUGAGCGCGCUAACAGUGCUUGUUGCGUCAAAUGUGGGCAUCCCAAUAAGCUCCACCCACUGCAAGGUGGGCUCGGUUGUGGCCGUGGGUUGGAUCCGCUCCCAGAAAGCAGUGGACUGGCGCCUCUUCAGGAACAUCUUCCUGGCGUGGUUCGUCACGGUGCCGGUGGCCGGCCUGUUCAGCGCCGCCAUCAUGGCCCUGUUCGUGUACGGCAUCCUGCCCUUCGUCUGAGGGCCGGGAGGGAGAGCAGAGGAGGAAAAGAGAGUCAGAGAAGGAGAGAAGAUGGAGAGGGAAACUUUGCAGAUGAAGGAAACGAAGCGAGAGGAGUGGGAAGGGUUAGGCGAGAAGAGCUGCAGAGGUUUACAGAUGGACUUGGUUGUACUGUGGAUGUAUGUGAGGAGGGUUGGUUCACAUGCUGCCUGGCUCCGUAGUCCAGAGAUCUUUUUGACUCAUUUGAGUUUCUGAUCGGUUUUUAUUUAUUCUCUUUUUUUUUUUUUUUUGGGUGCAUAAGAAAGUGUGUAACCAUUCAAUCUGCUGUACAUAAGACAAUAAUAGGGAGCUUACCAGUCUUUUAACAAGAAUUAUGUUGGAACAGUGGCAGCCAUUUUCUAUUUCCUCCUUAAAAGAAUCAUGAAUUUAAAAAACAUAAAAUACGGACAGCACAUGACUAAAAAUUAUUCUAAAAAAAAAAACGGUUAAUUCUGCACACUUAAACUGACAGACAUGCCUGCAGUAAAUCUGUAUCCUUCUGCCUGCAACUCCAGGUAGCAUAGUUGGUCAAGUGCUUCUUCUUCUUCUUAUUAUUAUUAUUAUUAAUAUUAUUUUUAUUUGCGUUAUUCCAAAAUGCCAGAUAAAAAAAAAACAACCCUGUACAUAUCGUUCUGCUGGAUUGAGUGUGAUUUGUUGUAUUGCGGCUUGCUUUAAAGUUCAAAACAAAAGAAGAAAAGAUGUGUGUGUGGUCAACCAACCCGUCCAUCAUCUCACUUUUCAACAUGCUAGCCAGGUACAACUGGGGCCAAACGGAAAGGACGCCUCAGAUAAGGGGUUGUGGGACAGUCACUCUGCUUUUUUUGUUUUGUUUUGUUGUUUUUUUUGUAUUUUCCACGUGAUACCAUAGAAACCUAAUUUACUAAAGAGUUGAUUUUUUUUGUCAAGAGCUCCUGUAUGUUUUUAGAGAUGGAUCUCAUAUUUUUUAAUGAUGUAUUAUACUGUAAUUUGUACUGUAAAUACUGUCCUUAAAGAGUUCGGCAGUGGGAUUGGGAGGAAGGUGGGGGGGGGGUUAUGGUUUGUUUUUAAUGUCGUAAUGUGGCGAUGGGGUGGGGAAGGGGCUCUUAACUUCAUCAUGAUGUCAUAAUUUACAGUAUGUUUCAUCCCCGUGGCUCAUCGUAGAGAGAAAACACACACUUGACAGAUUCUGGGGAAAUUAGUAUUUGAGUUUCAAAUGAUGAACCCAUAGAGAAAAGUGGAGCUGCUCUGUUCUACCUGGUGCUAUUGCAUCAGUAAAUUCAACAGUGUUGAUAGAAAGUUUUUUAGUUAAAGGUUCCCUUCUUGAGAAAGUGUUUCCGAGGGAGGUCGCUCUUUUGAGAGCAGAACCAUGCCAAAGUAAGUUGUGCUACAACAUGCCAAUUAAAAGUAGAAAAAUUAGGUCUAGGUGCGGCAGAUGCCAAGACGGGGAAAUGUACAAAACACACCAUGACAAGGUCCCAUGAAAUGUUCACAUAUCUUCAUCUGUAUGCCUUUGUUUUCGUACAUAAAGCUCAGUUACUGGAGUCACGUCGUUGUAUCAAAGGCUCCCUGCCAAUAAUGGACCUCUAAAUGUUCGUUUCGGUUCUAUCAGCCUGUAUACUGGUCAGAUUAUCAGAGUUCACUUAGAAUCUAAGUCUCAUGCCGUCCAUGUGGCAAAUCUGAGGCUUGUCGUGUGUCAUAUCCAACACUUAAAUUUAACUCCGCCAGUAGUGCGGGUGUGCAAGGAAGCGGUUCAGCCACACGUGUAGCUCCUCAGAACGGGCCGGUGUUGUUUGAAGUGCAGAAGCGUUUAGUCUUCAGACGACCCGCGUUUCAAUCUCAAGUGCUAAAGGUCCGCUGGAUAUCAAAUGGUCGAGUUGAGGGCUGAAUCAAAGCCCCCUGUGGGGUUUUCAGACUGCUCAUGUCACAAAAAUAUCAAGACUUCUAUCAUUACGUCGGAUAGAGACGGUAUACUGGGGAGGGGGGACAGUACUGAUCAUCACCAGCUUUUUACCAGGCUCGCCUGACCUGUAGAUGAACAAAGUCUAAAGCUUUUUUUAUUAUUAUUAUUUGAACAAACUCGAUGCCAGGUGUUGCAAGUUCUUUUUUUUUUUUUUGUUCUUGUGGUGUGUUUCCUAAUUUCAUUUUGUUUCUCAUGAACAAAUCUAUGCUUAAGUAGCCACUUGCCUUGUAACAUUGUGUUUUACUUUGUGCAGAUACAGUAAAAAAAUUAUUAAGUACUGUGGUGUUUACAUCGUAACCAUAUUGUAGAGUAUCUGUCAAAAAACAAACAAAAAAGUUGCCUAAUGAUGCCAAUGAAAGACAAAAUAUUAACCAUGAAUUUUUAAGUGCAAGUAUAAAAAAAAUAACCAGAAGUGUCUAGAGAGAAAGAGAGUGAGAGCAAGUGUGUGCGCGAUGACUUGUUUUUUGUUGGGGUUUUCUUUUUUGUAGUAGUAGUAGUGCUAAUCAUGAUCCCUGUCACUUUACACUGCUACUACAAACGCGUUAACACUACAUGUAUGGGUGCAAUUCAUUAAUGAAGAGAAUAACUAGAGAAAUUUCAUCAAAACUAUAUAUUUUUCUACCAUAUCUGAGUUUUAACCUGGGUGAGCUUCCAGACACUUUGGAGGACACGCUGUGGUGCUGAUGGGAAACUGGCAGAUGUGGACCAGCUGUUAUAAGACCGUGAUCGCAGAAAUAACUGAAGAACGGUCUUAUUUCAGGGGCGUCGCCUCGCUGGAACCAUGUGCCAAACUUCCCUCUGAAAGCCCGGUGUGUUCUUCUAACAUGUAGACUGACGUGUCGGUUGCCAGUAGAUCAGAUUUUUAAAUUACCAUUUUUAUUUUUGAAUUUUAGAUGAAAACACUUUGUAAUUUUGUUUCCCUACUGCUUUGAUCAUGAGCUGCGAGAGCAGGACGGCAAAAACCAGGACGACUGCUCCCUGAGGGAGAAAUCUGGAGGCUCGAUAUUUGCAAGCUAAGAAAUGUUAAAUUUUAAACUUGGUAAUGGAAAACUGGACUGUGAGGACAUUUGUUUCCUUGUUUUUAGCGGGUGGCCACUCUUGAAGCUCAUGUCCUUUUAUUCUUCAGCAGUUUGUGUUACACAGGGCAGCUGCACAGGGCUGGUGUGUUCAAAUCCACUUUGUACGCAUUUUAUGGUGUCUGGAGAAAUGUGCAUUUAAAAAAAAUGCACAAGAGCUCCAGCAUUGUUUCCCAAAACAUUAAAGAGCUUGUCGAAGAUCAAAUGUUCUUCCGCACUGUCUGUAAAGAAAACUCUAACAGAAGUAAAGAAAUAGUUUCUCAACAAUAUCUAUCUUAAGUUUAGCAACAUCAGCCGCCACAAGCUACAAUUUACACCAGAUGAAGUAAGGCCACUCCAGUGUUUUAUUGCUUGUACGCUCAACUUUUCAUUUGUAAAAGGUCUUGCUAAAAUAGAUGAAUUUCUUGAGCAUGAAUCACCAUAAACUAAAGGUUUAAAAUCUAUUGAUGGCACCAUGGAAAAAGCCAUCCGGCCAUAAAUAACAUCAGUAAACGCAUAAAAAUGCACAUUUUCUCAUCUAAGAGUGUAUAAAUUCUCCUGCUAUUCCUACUAAGCUUCUUUUCCAGUAGCUGUCAGUUCUUGAAAUAUUUGACCUGUCUUCAGAGAAACUAAAAGAUGCUUCUUUGUUUGUAUUCUAAGAUAAAUGACAUUUACUAUUACUAUGGCAAUUUAACAAUAUAAAUACAACAGUAUUGUUUCUAUAUUACUUAAACUGAAAAGAGAAAAUCAUCGUUAGCAACUUAACAUGAAGACAGAACUUGGCUCCGUCCCACCAUCUACUCUGCUACAUGUGCUGCAGACAGCACUGACAGUGUCGCUGCUCUGUAUCAUUACACUAUUUCUAAGUCACCUCAAGCACAAUUUUCUGUUUUAUAUUAUGUGCAAGAGAGUCUUUAAUACCAGCACAUAUCAGACAACACACAUGCCAGCACCGAUACAUCUGUGACAUCCCAGUACCUAUAUAUAUAUAUAUAUAUUUAUAGAAAAUUAGCCAGGCUCUAAUUUUAGCCAUACCAAGCACAAUAAUGAUGUUCAACAACUGCAGUUCCCAUUAGUCAUUAGAUUGCAGUUAAAGUCUCAAGGCGGCUGGUGCUGUAUAUGAUGGUGUGUAUUUAUUCAUAGUUAAAAGGAAGAGUUCCCCUGUUAAUAUUUAAAACUGUAGUACAGAUCCAUUUAAAUUAAAAUAUGAACAAAAAACCAACAAUUGCAUGGCCAGCUUUUUAGAAGACGAACAAAAGACUUUGUUUGUAAAUGGUGCGAGGUCACCUGACACACUACAGAUAUAUGGUUUUGAACAUCUUCACUAUCCUCUGCAGCCUCCUUUUGUAACUCGCACUAUCUUUUUUUUGUUUGUUUUUCCAUGCAUUCUCAGUCCUGAUAGGCCAAAAGGGAUGCACUGCUCAAGAUGGGGAGAGAAAGAGAAAAUCGCCAUCUGGUGGCAGCAUUAGGCCUGAAAUUAUUACAUUUUAUUCUAAACAACAAAGGCUACACGGAACAUAUUAAGCUUUUUAGAUAAAGCUUUUUUUUCAGAUUUCAAAAAGAAAAAUCAUGUUUGGACUAAAAACUCUUUGCUAAGCGGCUUAAACAAAACUGUGUCGAUGUGGUUUAAACAGACCAUUUAGAUCAUAUGUUCCAUCUUUCUCUAAAAGUGAGAGAACAGAUCAAAACACAACUACUUAAACCGUAUGCGGAACAACUAAAACUUUGUAAUUGUGGCCUAAAAUUGUGUCUUCAUAAUAAGAAGUCGGAUUUUAUUGAGCCUAAAUAUCAAGUGCAGUCUAAAUUCAACUAAAUUUUUAUGUAUUUUUAGCUCAUAUUUUAGUAAAAAUACAAAAAAUUUAAAAUCUAAGAGCAAAUGCAGGCACUAGAUGGUGUAGUCGGACACUUUCCCUCCCCGUAGAGAGGGACAGCAGCAUUUUAGACCAGAGCGUUUCAGCUGAUCAGUAUAAACCAAUGAGUGGUGUGAUUGCCAUUGAGGGAGUUCCUGUGCUUCUACUGCAUUAUAACUGUUUAAUAACCUUUUUGUAGAGAAAAACUCAACAGAAUGUGCCAUUUCUUUCUCCCUGAAUGUGCAAUACAAGCUGUUUCUUGUGAAGGUGCAACUACAUUGCUGUCACUUUGUGGUCGUGUAGCUCCACCUGCCCCGGUGUAAUAGCGCCCCCUCCUGUUGGCGUGGAACCAGCACCACCUGACGGAGGCGGAGGGGGCUUCAGUUCAGACCUUCAUCUGGAUGUGGCGUGCUGUCUCUAGUUUUCUGGUCUGUUUUGUAAUAGAAUGUGCUCCUUGGCUGGCCUGCAGGCUUUACAGCUCUGUGUUGUCUUUUUUACUGUUUACUGCUACGUAACUGUCCGGUCCUUCAAAACUUUAAAACUAAAAAAAAUGAAAUUAAGUCAUAAAAAUAAAAAAUGAAUAAAAAAUUCAAAAGAAACUGUAGCCUGCUUCUACAAAAAAUCUUAAAGCUCUUCUGAUUUGCAUAUAUCGUACUGUAAUGUUUUAUUUAAGAUUUUAGUGAAAAAAUGUCUGCAUUUAAACUAAAUUAUGGGAAUUAAAAUUACAAAGAAUACCUGAAA
This is a messenger RNA of Acanthochromis polyacanthus (spiny chromis), 8886 nucleotides long. RefSeq names its product solute carrier family 20 member 2 (gene slc20a2). Gene Ontology annotation, biological process: phosphate ion transmembrane transport. Gene Ontology annotation, molecular function: phosphate transmembrane transporter activity. Lineage: Eukaryota; Metazoa; Chordata; Actinopteri; Pomacentridae. The coding region runs from base 1244 to 3283 and encodes 679 amino acids. Gene Ontology annotation, cellular component: membrane. The record is from RefSeq and is a predicted model, not a curated record. The transcript is spliced from 11 exons.